Molecule: messenger RNA, 246 nt
Organism: Racocetra persica
Lineage: Eukaryota; Fungi; Glomeromycota; Glomeromycetes; Diversisporales; Gigasporaceae
Source: the annotation of a GenBank genome assembly
CUACUGAAACAUUCAUACUAUUUCUAAUUUUGGCCAAUAUUGCCUUAUUGAUUGCUGAUGCGUGGGAUACUGUCAGUGACAUCGUAUCUGGCUUUAUCAUCAAUCCUGAUAAUAAUGAUGAGUUAUUUGAAAUGACUCCUCUAAAAAAAUCAAAACCAUCCUCCAUUACAUCGGGGAAUAAUCAAAAAGGACAAUUACUAUUUGAUGCUAAACGUUCUAUUUUUAAAACAGCGUUCCUUCGACACA